Molecule: messenger RNA, 1401 nt
Organism: Serendipita indica DSM 11827
Lineage: Eukaryota; Fungi; Basidiomycota; Agaricomycetes; Sebacinales; Serendipitaceae
Source: the annotation of a GenBank genome assembly
AUGUCCCAUAACAUCCUAGAACGCCUACCUGUCGAAGUAUGGGUCGACAUAUUCAAGCACCUCCUUCCAACCGAGCUCCUGCCUAAUCCUCUCGCCGACUUUAUGACCGACAUUCGACUAUUCUCAACCGGAAAGCCGUCCGUCACCUCUUUUGUUUCUUCCACCAUGGAGAAGACGCGCCUGUCGCUCGUAUGUCGUUACUUUUACGCCAUUCUCUCUCCAGCAGGGGAUAGACUGGUAACAUUCGAUGCGACCAAGAUAGCACCGACAACGUGCAAGUUGAGGGGCCAAAACGUCGAGCAUGCCAGACGACUUGAAGUAUUGGGUGCCGGAGAAUUGCCGGUUUUGCCCGAGUCUGACCCUCUUGAUUCUUCGAAAGAAAACUGGCCGCCCCAAUGGCUAGUCCAGGAAUGGCCGACGUUGCAAUUUUUACACGUGGAAGCAGCACAAGUCCCUCUUGCUCACCUUUUAGAUCAUACUCCACGCCUCGUCGCACUUUCUUGCACCUUUUUGGACGAUGCGAGCGGGAAUUCGUCCAUUUCGGCAAUUCUCCAACACCCCGUGUUCAAUCGACUGACGCAUCUAUCGCUCUGCGUCUCGACCACUGACGCACUGGCCCCUGUCGCGAUGCCAUGUUUGGCCUUUCUUCGCUUGGAGAUUGUGGAUCCUUGCUACAGUGCAAUUUAUUCGUCCCGUAUGCGAGCGGCAAUCCCACUUCCGCUACCCGUCGACCUCUUACCAUGGACGCUACCCGUACUCUCUUCACUUGUUCUAUCUGGAUGGAUUGGUCAUGAUUGUUUCCAAUCGCUACGACCAUUCAUCAUACGCCAGAGGGAGGGACUCACCCGCUUUCACAAUUCGCUCGUCGUGUACCACGGCGUCGGGCGGAUUCGACACGAAUUCCUCAUGCAUUUCCCCAAUUUGAAGAUUUACGGAGUCGAAUUUCAUUCCAUCCUUCGGAAUGGGUUCUUCCCCGUUGACUCUGUGCCGAUGGCGGAAGAGGCCAAGCCGUUGACGGUGCUGGUGACAGGAACUUCAUUUCCGUGGAUGGCAUAUGUGUCGUCUACACCGCUUUCUGCCGUCGCGGCUAUCAUCGAAAGGAUCUUACCUCCGGAAGCGCCGUAUUUCAUCGAGAGGGUGAUGCUCUCGGAGACGUGGGCGGAGACGACGCCCUGGAUGGAGCAAGGCUUGCUCGAGUUUUUCACCCAGCUCGAGGCAUCUGGUGUGGAGAUGGUGGAUAGGCACGGGGCGUCAAUAGGCAGUACCCACAAGAAUGCCAAGAUAGGAGAAGAUAGGCAAGAAAUGUCUCCAGAGCGUGCCUCGCGGUCCCCCACCCGUCCAGGUCGAGCUGGAUGGCACCCUGUGAAACGAUACAAAGUAUGGCUGGAGCAGGCAUGCUGA